Staurois parvus is the source of this 339-nucleotide messenger RNA. NCBI's taxonomy places the organism in Eukaryota, Metazoa, Chordata, Amphibia, Anura, Ranidae. The record is from the annotation of a GenBank genome assembly.
GAAGCUAGAGCCUUCAUAUUGCUUUGUUUUGAGCCUGAUCCAACAAAGCGUGCAACAGUUGCAGACUUGCUUAGAGACUUCUUCCUCAAGCAAGCCAAUAAAGGCAAGAAAAGUAAAAUUGCAUUUAAACCCUCAGAUUACAACCGCAGCACAUCUCUACCACUACCAGUGCCGGGAGAGCUGGCAGGCAGCAGCAGCAGUGAACAUGGAUCGGUAUCACCAGACUCAGAUGCAAAGCACGAAAUAUUCUUUGAAAAGGCAAAAAGAUCCAUUUCUGAAACUGCUUCUAGUAAAGCUACAACUACCAAUUUAAGUGUGCCAGAUGAUGGUUCAGUGUCA